AUGGAUGUAAACCAAAGAUUAUCGUCUUUUCAAGAGAUUUCCAAGACCCUGCUUUCGAAAAUCUUCAGUUCUGUCCCUCGGACGAAACAUAUCGUUAUCGAACCGAGUGUGAUUCGCCCCCUUGAGCGCGUUUGUAGCGUGAGCUGGCUGAAGGGAAACGGCAUUGAGAAGAUAUUUAAACUGGAAGGGAAAUGCCCGAAUUUUGGCAACAGCCCCGUUUUUUACAUGAUUUUCAAUCAAAGGGCUACAUUCCGACGAGUGGUUGAUCAGAUUCGGUCACAGAUCGACCAAGAGAAUCCAGUUAAGAAUAGGUUUCACGUAAUCAUUGUCCCACACUAUCAGCGUUGUUUUGACGACAUGUUAGAAGCACUGGGCUUGUGUUCCAUUAUCAAGUUACACUGCUUCCUUUGGUUUCCUGUCCACUUGGACACGGGGAUUUUAAGUUUGGAAUUGCCCCACAUUUACAAGAAACUGUUUUUGGUGCAUGACUACACGGCCUUGCACCCCUUGGCCAGAGCCCUAUGGAACAUGUUCAGUGUGAUUGGUUUACCAAAGUUCCAGAUAGCUGUAGGCGAAUAUUCGAAUAAAAUUUUGCGCCAGAUUGACUUGCUCGCCGCCGAGAAGGGCGAAACCGAGCGACUUAAUCCCGAGGUGGGGGCUUUAAUCAUAAUUGACAGGAGCGUAGAUUACCCAAGUGCCUUACUAACACCUGGUACCUAUUCCGCUUUACUAAACGAAGUGUACGGAGUUACUACUGGGAUGGUCGAGUGCAAGGAAAGCGAGGAUGAAGUCCGCCUUAAUCCAGUCGUAAAAAAACAGCCGGUGAAAUUCACCCUCGAUAGCAAUCUCGACUCAAUUUACUCCGAGAUAAAAAACCUGUAUUUCACGGAAGUUACGUCAAGUUUGAGGACCAUGACGCGCAAAUUAAAAUCCGAGGCGCUCGAGUCGCGUGACAUGGGCUUAAACGAAAUGCGCCACUUCGUGCAAAAGCUCCUCCAGCCCGCACAAACUCGUAAAAAACUAAUCGCCAAUCAUUUGCUUGCCGCCGAGACCAUAGCCAAUGUCCUCGGCCCGCGCUACGAAACGCAGCGCGAGAUCGAGGCGAACAUCAUCCAGAACACGAACCGCGCCUCCAACUUCUCCCACCUGGAGGAGAGUCUGUGCACGGAAGACGACCCGUGUGUCACACUGCGGCUCUUUUGUUUGCUCUGUGUCACGCAGAAACUCACCGACAGCGAAAUUAAAAACUUCUGGAGGAAGUUUCUACACCAGUUCGGGUUCGCCUCCAGUUCGGCUAUGCGUUAUUUGAUCAACGCUAAUUUCGUGCCGGAGGCGGGGGUUUCGGGACUGCCGAAAAUACGCUUCCCGAAGUUCACAACGAAGGAGUUUUACGCCAAUGCGAAUAAGUUUAAACAGAUUCCGGCUAAUCCGGAGUUUGCCGAUUUGGGGCAUCCGGGGUGUGCGAGUUAUGUCUUUGGGGGGAUUUACAUACCGUUGGUUACGAAAAUCGCGGGUAUGAUCGUUAGUGGCACUCCGAUUGAGGAGAUUAGGAGUAAAUUGGAGGGGCUUGGGAUGGUCACGUUGAGGAGUGGUGACGCCUAUCCUUUGGAAAGGCGGACUGUGCUCAUUUAUUUCGUUGGAGGGGUCACGUAUGCCGAAAUUGCAGCUUGUAAUCUUUUGGAGACUUUCACGAGGGCUACAAUUGUCGUUAUGAGCGACAGGAUUGUCUCAGGAAACGAUUUGAUGAAGCAAAUGCUGUCUUAAACCAUUUUGUAUUAUUUUUUCUACAAAAACAGUCAAAAAAUCACGUUUUUGUUUCAAUAACUUGUACGACUGUUUUGUUUGCCAAAUUCUAUAUUUUGUACCGUUGUUUUUAUUAAAAUAAACGAAAAAAAGUUCAA
This is a messenger RNA of Tribolium castaneum (red flour beetle), 1901 nucleotides long. RefSeq names its product Vacuolar protein sorting 33B (gene Vps33B). Gene Ontology annotation, biological process: intracellular protein transport; vesicle-mediated transport. Lineage: Eukaryota; Metazoa; Arthropoda; Insecta; Coleoptera; Tenebrionidae. Bases 1 to 1764 code for a protein of 587 amino acids. The transcript has 2 exons. The record is from RefSeq and is a predicted model, not a curated record. Gene Ontology annotation, cellular component: vacuole; CORVET complex.